AUGGAAACAUACAGUUUGACAGUUGACUAUUAUUUCGUCUAUGGUAUUUACCAGUUGACUGUCAGUUCCGUUGGCCAACGUCUGUUUUUCUCGUAUUUUGUCGUAAUUUUGUGGCCAUGUGUGGUUAUAUCUACGUGCCGAACCAAAGUUCUAGUGAUGCUAUCCACCACUGCAAAUAAUAAAGUGAAGAAUUCAAAAGGGUCGGAGGCAACAGAUGGUCCUGAUCGUGAAGACAUCGCGCAGGAAAACACAACGGAUGAUAAGGUCAGAGGUUAUGUUGGUUCAUACGAUGCGUCCUCGUCAUUCGGAGGGCCGAGGGAUGGCCGAUUCCGGGGUCGCGGUAGGGUCACCGAGUUCCGGCAGUCGCGGGGUGGCGGUCGCGGCUCGCGCGGCCGCGGCGCUUUCCCGCCUCGCAGCGAUCGCGAUACCGCCGACAAUCCCUACAAAUAUCACGAACCGCUAGCUCCCGCCAACAACGACUCCUGGCCCCAAGCAAGCACCAAUAAAUUUUACGAGAGAUCUGAGCUUGUCAUGAAUCUACCAGAAGAUCCACGCAUAUCUAAACUCCUGCGCCGCCUGUGUGCCGAAGUUGAUGUAGAAAAAUCGCUUGUCAUUUGCAGCAAGCUUCAAGAUGCUGUCAUGCUCCCAGACAAUGCUCGGUAUAUUCGAAGAUCUUACGACAUAUUGGUGGAAUCUCUAUUGGAUGUUUUGUAUGAUGCUCCCGGCCCUGAGACAAAGGAAAGCGCAGCUGUGGUCCUUGGCAGGAUCGGAUAUGUCAUGGGCCCUGACUUUCGCAAACACCUGGACUGGGUUGCCUCAACAUAUGCUGUUCACAACACGUCUAUAAAGCAUUUGAUUACUCUCUCCUUUGUUGAGACAUUCCAACUUGACUACCAAACACCAAACUUGAGUGACUUUGCAGAGUCGACUUUAGACAGACUUCAAGUUAUCAUUGAAGGGACAGAUUCUGCUGAUGUAUUUAUGGCUGCUAUAAAUGCCAUGAUUGUGUUAUCUAACUCAUACCCAGAUCAAUUUUCCAACCACUUUGUAGAUACAGUUGAUAUACUUGUAGGUUGGCAUGUAGACAAUGCACAACCAAAGAAGAUUAAAGACUUUGCUCUGCAAUCACUGUUCAAACUAAGCCGCCACUGGCAAGCCAAUGUGGGCUUCUCUAUCAACUUGCUGAACCAGUUUCUUGAAGACAUGGUGGCUUACUCCAAUGACAUAGACUCAAAUAGAACUGAUGACAAUGAAACCAGCUCAUUUGAAGACUGUAUGCAGAAGAUAACUUCAUUCCUUAAUGUGUUCAAUACUGUGGUAAAAAGCUUGGGAACACUGUUGAGUCCUUCAGCUUCACAAAAUGUGUCUUGGUCUUUCCUGACCGAAGCUAUGACAAAAGUUCUACAGGUAUUAUCCAAAACUUUGAAUACCGAUGCCGACUCUGACUUAAUUUUAGCUGGCAAUGAAUGUAUCAUGCUGCUACUAAAACACCUGCAAGGCAAGUCUACUUCAAGCUCACAUACACUCUUUGGGCUGAUUUCAAUGGAAAUGGAAAACUAUCUAGAUAUUGAUGAAAAUGUUUGUUUGAGUGUUAUACGUUUAAUAUCCACAACUAUAAAAGAAAUUGCAUCUAAUUUACCAAUAGAGUUCAUCACUCAGACUAUCGGCCCUGCCUCUGAACUACGGCCUCUGCGGUACUCAGAAAGCAUUCAAAUUCAGCAAGGUGUCAUGUCAGUGUACAGUAACUUUUUAAACUUGAAGAACAUUCCACUUUUGCAAGAAACCUACAAAUAUGUUUUGACUGACAUACAAAAUUCAUAUUCAGCUCUUAUACCUGAAAUCCAAAUUAUACAGCCAGAAUACCUAGAAGAAGUGACUCAAGAGAAUGCUGAAAAGAAUGUGAUUUUUUAUCUACAGUGUCUGUCAGAACUUGCAAAUGCAAGUAAUUCAAUCAUUGGAAUGUGGGCCCUACAGCCAAGUAUUUUGGAAUUAUUGGCUAUUAAAAUGCGUCCACACGACGAGAAUAUGAUGAGAGAAAAGCCUGCCCUUCAGUACUCUAUAUUGUACUUGCUCUACUCUCACUGCAAGAAAAAUAAUCACUUUAUAGCUUCAAGUGAUUUGGUGACAAACACUCAACAAAGAACCAGUGACAUAUUUGGUUUGUCAAACCUUAGUUUGGGAGAUGUAUCAGGCUCCAGCCCCACAUCUGGUCACCUGGCUGUCAUAUUGAACACUCUGAGUAUAAUACUGGAUGAGGAAGUGUCAAAAGAAACAUUAUUACUUGUUCUACAUUGGAUAUCAGACAUAUUCUGCCAGUUGGACAAAUAUUUACCGAUUGUGAGCAUGUCGAAAGGGUUCAUUGUUUUAAUAACAAACAUGCUCUCUCUGGCACACAGUUUUGAAGAUGACGUAGUUUUUCUUGUUAUGAAAAAUUGUCAACACCUGCUCAAAAACAAGAGUUUGACCUGGAGUGUAAUACUGCUGAAGACAAUUGCUAAUAUUUGCAUACUACAUAUUGACCAUCAUAAUCGGUCUCUCUCCGAUAUUUGUAAGGAGCUCUUGUUUGAGUUGCCCUGGGACAUAGUGCAGUUGGAAUUAGACAAACAAGUACUUAAAGUAUUUGCGUCGCGGAAAGUGAGUCUCAGUGUACUCAACAAUGAUUCAAAAGCUAAUUCAUUUAAGGAAUAUUUAAUGAAGGGAUCAUUCUCAAGUUUGUCAAACCACCACUUUAAACUAAUUAUGGAUUGCCUCCUACAGCUUACAUUUGAUGACAAGGUAUUCUUGAUUGACGCAUUUCUGACAUCUUGGCCCUUACAGGCACAGGAUGCUGAUGAAAACAACUUGUUAUUUUUUCGCCAAUGUGCCACAAACUAUUCCUCGGUCUGUAUCGGUUGGGCGCUUUCAGAAUUAGCUCAUGCCUGCGUCUCUAUGAAACUGCGAACUGUCUUAGGAAAACCUCAAGAGACUUUCAUGAAAAUAGAAGGGGCAUUAAAAGGAAUUGCUAGGGAAACAUCGUCAGCAGAAACAAAAUAUGUUACUACGGAAAAUUUGAAGUUAAUAGACGUUGUUGUAACUGAGCAAACCAGGGCACGCUGGGUGACAGAGUUCAUGAUGUUUCUUGAAAAAUACAUUUACAAUGCGGCUGAUGGAACAGCCACCGUGUUGCCAGCUGUGUCUAAACCAGUAAGGACAUUUUUCCAUACGAAUUGGCCUACAUGUCGAGAGUGGCUGACGAGAGUGCGUCCUGCAGCGUUAGCCGUAAGUUUGUAUUCCGGACAUUUCGGUGCUGCAAUAUAUCAUGCUUCGCUGAUAUUACAAACAGCUGCAAAGUCGAAUACUAAUAUUGAUAUCGAAGCAAUUACCAUGAGUGUGGCGCGUGCACUAAUAAAAAUUCAAGAACCAGAAGUUUUACACGGUCUGUACGUGUGGAUAAAACACACUUUCGAUAAGAAAUUUCUGUGGUUGAAAGGCGCCGCCGAGCAAGCUAAUUCGCGGCACGAACUCGCAUUGGAGUUCUAUAAGAAACUCAAUAAAACGCAAGAAGAUAGGAAAGAGGCGGGUGAUAAACCACAAGUUGAUGUACGGAGUAUCAAAUUCGUCGAUGAACAAAUAAUGGAGAACUAUAAACAAAUACAAAACUGGGAGGAGAUGCAGGAAUGGAAAGAAAGUGAUCAUCAAAACAGUAAACAAAAUUCACAGUGGCAUUCAUUUACUGCUUUGAAAACUUUCGAAGAAAACUCCGAUAUCCCCGCAGAACUAUGUAAUUGGGAUAUCUUGGAUAUUGGGUCAAAUGAGAUACCUAAGAACGUAUGCUCUUACCAAGGAAUGAUUAAUAAAAUUGAGUCGACAUUAGUAUGCACAGCUGUUAACAUGUAUUACACUGAUUACUCGGAAAAAUAUGCCAAUUUGAUAAAAGAUUGCGAGACGUUACUGAACUCGUGUACAGAAGAACUAACUAGAACGAAUGCUGUACAUUUCUUGAAAGAAGUUGCAGUUUUGCAGUUGGCUAAUUACGGCCUGAAAAACGUGAUCAAAAAUGGAAAAUUGAUUGUCAAUCCUUUCAAGCCUUCCGCUGUGAAAGAUAACAAAUAUGGAAGCGAUCUGAAAAAUCUCAGUCGUGUACUGUGGUGGCACCAAUACUUUACAAAAUUGAAUAUAACCGAAGAAAAUCUAUUCUAUGGAGAAUGCAUUCGCUUGGACGUGAUUAAAAGCGCGAGAAAGAACGCCAAUUUGAUGAUGGCCAAAAGAGAGCUUCUAAGACAUUUUAAACAGAACUCGGCAUUCCAAAUGUGUUUGGGAAAUAUGAACAAUUUAGAUGACUUGAGCGAAGUUCUCCUGAUGACUCCUAAUACCUACGAGCUAGAUAUUUGGACUUUAAAUAAUGCCACUGCUAUGACAGAACUAUGUAAACUGACUUAUGUAAAAGAGGAUACCAAGAACCGUGCUAUCAACUUAUGUGCAAAUAUUAGUUUGAGUUUCUCCCAGAGAUUGGCGAUGGGUGAGCAGAGUUACGAACUGCGCGAAAAAGGCACUCGUAUGUUAUUGACUUUAUCAAAAUGGGUGCAGAACGAGAAUGAAAAUGUUUUAGAUAUAGAUUCGCCAUUAACGAAGUUGGUGUCUGCUCUACCUGAGAUUGGUUUGGUUGACAAUAACAUAUCAGAAAACGUCAUUCCGCUGUCAGACUCUGCUGUGGGAAAAUUAUUACAGUUUGGCGUGAAUCAAUGCCCUGGAUUGGCGAAAGCGUGGGCGAAUUUCGCAGCGUGGUGCUUCAGAUGGGGCAGGAAGAUGGUUGAAUUCAGUUCUAAAACUCGGGAACAACUCACAGAAAAUGACAAGCUUCAGAUAGAAAGUGUAAUGAUUGGAUGUUCGCCGCAAGACUUUGAAGCAGUUUGUGAAAUACUAUCGAAAACGAAAGCAACUUGCGAUGAUGAGGACAUUGAUUGGAAUGAGAUCAAUACAUCUGAAAUGAUAGAGAGCCAACUACGAACAGUACCGUCUUUGAGUAAUGCAUUUCCUGAACAUCUUGCGCUGCUGGUGGAUAUUUGGCGUCAAGCUCAGAAAAGAGUAUUUUCUUACUUCGAGCUAUCGGCUGAUGCUUACUUCAAAUUCUUGCAGCUGAUUUGUGCUUCUGAUUAUAUCAAUCACAGUGGAGAGAAUGCUGUAGUGAAUGCUACGCUACGUCUUUUGAGACUCAUAGUAAAACACGCUAUGGAAUUGCAAACUGUCCUUGAAUCGGGUUUGGCGAACACGCCUACUCAGCCUUGGAAAGUCAUCAUCCCACAGCUGUUCUCGAGGCUUAAUCAUCCAGAGACCUAUGUAAGAAAAUGUGUUUCUGAUUUACUUUGCCGGCUUGCAGAGGAUACACCUCACUUGAUUACAUUUCCAGCCGUGGUGGGGGCUGUAGAAACUGAACAGCACGAUCUGUCAGAACUCAGUGUCGUCAAGUCUUACUUGUCCAAUGACCCCGUAAGUGGAGAAGAUAACCUAGAUCUAGAGGAUACAGGAAGCGAGAAAAUCAUCAACAAUGAGUUAAACUCAUGCUUCAUGGACAUGGUAGAAACGUUAGCUAAACAAGCUCCGAAAACGAUCCUGCAGGUGAAGUUGUUGGUAAAGGAGUUACAGAGAAUAAAUUUGCUAUGGGACGAGUUAUGUCUCGGCACAUUACUACAACACCAUUCUGAUUUCAACAAACGCUUGUCACAAUUGGAAAUAGAGAUCGCUAAAGUGAAGAAUAACGAAAACUUAUCGGCUGAAGACAAAGAAAAUUUGAUUAAAGAAAAACAUCGCAUACUAUUUGAACCAGUUGUGUUUGUAUUGGAACAGUUGCAUCAAGUUACUUCAGCUAAACCAGAAACACCGCAUGAGGUUUCGUUUCAAAGUAAAUUUGAGAGUCUUAUUGUCGACGUCAUUGACAAAUUGAAGAAUCCUGAGAAUCCAGAAAAACCGCAAGAGUCGUGGGCGCCUCUAAAACAGUUACAAAUCAAACUGCAACAGAAAGUAAACAAGAGGACAUCUUACAUAUUGAAGAUGUCUGACAUAAGCCCCGUGCUGGCAGAGAUGAAAAACACCGUAAUAACUAUGCCGGGAGUACAUACACAUCAGAGAGCCGUUAGAGUGACAAUAAAGUCUGUUGAAAAUAAUGUUGCUAUAUUACCAACCAAGACGCGGCCUAAGAAACUGGUAUUUUACGGGUCAGACGGAAAAGCCUAUACUUACUUAUUCAAGGGCUUGGAAGAUCUCCACCUCGACGAGAGAAUAAUGCAACUGCUAUCGAUCACAAAUACAAUGAUGGCGCGUGAUUCUGAGAAUAACGACAAUCAAACUUAUCGAGCUCGACAUUACUCAGUCAUUCCAUUAGGACCUCGAUCCGGCCUUAUCAGCUGGGUGGACAACGUGACACCAUUGUUCGCGUUGUACAAGCGCUGGCAGAAUCGUGAAGCGGCUAUACUAUCGGCUAAGACCAACAAGACUGUGAACGUGUUGCGCCCUUCGGAGCUUUUCUUCAACAAGCUGAAUCCUUUGUUGAAAGAAGCGGGGGUGUCGACGGAGAAUCGCAAGGAAUGGCCGGUGUCGAUAUUGAAGCAAGUGAUGCAAGAGCUAGCGGCAGAGACUCCUCACGACCUGUUGUGGAGGGAGUUGUGGUGCGGGAGUGUGACGCCCGAGCAGUGGUGGCAGAUGACGCGUCGGUACAGUUACUCGGUAGCGGUGAUGAGCACUAUCGGCUAUAUAAUCGGACUGGGUGAUAGGCACUUGGACAAUGUGUUAGUGGACUUGACGUCUGGUGAGGUGGUGCAUAUAGACUACAACGUGUGCUUUGAGAAGGGGCGAACGCUGCGGGUGCCGGAGAAGGUGCCCUUCCGGAUGACGCCCAACCUGGUGACGGCGCUCGGCGUGACUGGAGUUGAGGGCAUAUUCCGGCUCGCCUGCGAACACGUGCUGCGUACGAUGCGUCGUGGCCGCGAGACGUUGCUCACGCUAUUGGAGGCGUUUGUGUACGACCCGCUGGUGGAGUGGGGGGGCUUGGGCGGGGGGCGCCGCCGGCCCAGCGCGCGCGACGUUCGAUCCGCCCUCGCUAUGUUAGCCGUGCGUGCGCGCGAGUUGCAACAACACUUCGCUGAUGUCACGGAACAGUUUCUCUCUGUGUUGCCCGAGAUCAAAGAAUGCGCUGAUAAAUGGCUCCAGGAAAAUGAAGAGUUGAAAUCAGUGGAGACACGACUACAGGAAUGCCACCAACAAAUGGCACUAAUCAAAGAGAUCGAAGCUUACGGAAAGAAUCUGAGCAGUCAUCCACUCUACGCGAUUUCUCAGAAAUACACAUCGUACAAACAAGCAAAGAAUGCUGUCGAAGAUUCUAUGAAAGCUCUUGUAAAAAUCCUAAACGAUUUUGACACCCAAAUUGAAAACUUCGCAGCGACCAACGAAGUCAUUAACGGACCUCAGUUAAUGGCAUGGGUACAAGAGUUCUCUGCCCCCAGCGAAGACGAUGACAAACCCAUAUUUGACCAUAUCAAAGAAUUCCUGACCAACGCUGGACAGAGUUCUAUGAUAUCCCAAUGUGAACAAGCUGAAACUGAAUUGAACCAAAGCAUGCAGCAGACGAAUCUUCUGGUCAGGUCAUGUCUGGAACUUUUGUCCCAGUACGUAGCUGUAUCUCAAUACUACCCACAAAGUCGCACUGAAUACCAUCAUGUGAUGAUGUUCCGCAAAUACUUGGCUACGGCUCUAGAAAGCAAGUCUCCUGAAGUAUGCAGGGAGGUGGCCAAUCAAGUAACCGCAUUAGUAAACUCAGACACUGAUAACAGCGACCGCGCUCAACAGAUUGUAGCUUACAACUACCGUCUGCAAACAAUCAAUGCCGAAGCUAAUGCAAACCUGACGAAGUCCUUCGAACGAAUGCAACUAGAAGGUGGCCCUGAAGCGAUGGCUUUGGCUCAAGAUGCGUACAGAGACGCUAAAGCGAACAUCAGCAACUGGGUAAGAGCUGAAGAAGGCGCUGCCGCCGCUUUGGAAUGCGUUGUGAUUGGAAUGCUUUGCAACUUAAAUAGAAGAUAUUUGAUGUUAGAGAACGGAGCUCAAAGCGCUGGAGAUUGUCUGGUAGAUUUGACGUCAAGAGAAGGAGAGUGGUUCUUGGACGACAUGAGUGCUUUGUCGAACCAAGCUGUGGAACUGCUAUCAUUACUGCCUUUGCAAUCAGCAUCGGCUGAAGACGCCGCAAUGCCGGUGGCUGUGGAGUGCGUGCGGAAUGCAAAUCUGCUUUUGGCUGAUUUAGUACAACUGAACUACAACUUUAGUACGAUAAUCCUGCCGGAAGCUUUGAAGAAAGUUCACUCAGAAGACCCUUCUGUGCUGAUGAUGAUCUCGGAGCUAAAUGCUGUCAUCAUGAAUACUCCCGUGCCGCUCAACGAUCUGCUCGCACAACUGGAGAUGCAUCUGAGAUACUUGAUCAUGGAUAUGGAGUCACCAGCCAGCGGCGCUCAAGUAAUAGCAGCAGAGCUCCGCACUCGAUACGAGGCACUCCUGUCAGCAUCACCGGAGACCGAGGGCCAGUCCGCGGGCCGCAUGUUGCUGAUGGGUUUCAACGGUCUCUUCGCGGCCGUGGAGCUGCGGGCGCGGGAGUUGGCGGAUCACCUGGCUGCACCGAUACCGCCGGCCUGGAGGAAGAUCGAUCACAUCAGCGAUGCUAUGCAUAUGUCUGCGGCAGUCCAAAGCCCAGUGCUGCGCUCGGUCCUGGAGGACAUGUUCCUGGUGCGGCGCGUGCAGGUGGCGGGCGAGGUGCUGGCCAUGUGCGCGGCGCUGGCGGCCGGGUUCAGUGCGCAGGCGCCGGGGCCGGCGCGCGGGCCGCUCGACGACGCGGCGCUGUGCAAGCCUGUAAGGCGUUUCACAGCAGAGUACGUGUCGCGCUGCGUGCUGGGAGUACAUUCGAAGGCGCUGGCGUGCGUGCUGUGUCUGCUGCUGCGGCGAGCGCGGCUGGACCUGAACGCUGAGGUGGAGCAGAAGGAGAUUGGAGCAUCAUGGAGCGUGUCGCUGGAGUCCCUGUGCGAGAAGGCCCGCUCGGUGCGCGGGGUGGCGCCUCUGCUGCUGGAGCGCGCGCGGCAGCUGGCGGGGGCCGUGCAGGCGGCGGCCAGCUGCUCGCAGCGCCUGCGGGCGGCGCGCCGGGCGCACCAGGCGGCCGCCGCCGCCGCGCACGCCGCCAGGACCAGGCUGGCUGCGCACGCGCAGCUGCACGCCGAGAUCCUCGGCAGCAACCAAGACCCGAGUCCGGCAUUGGCCCGAAGAUCCAGAGAAUUAGCUGCCGCUUGCGAGCGACUCAACGCCGCUUGUACUAAGGCUCAAUCUCUCGUGGCUGCUGCUCAUCAGAGAGUGGUGUGGGGCGCAGGCGCGAACCCGGCGCUGAAGUCGCUGGUGCGCACGCUGGAGGCGGCGUGGGGCGCGCGCAAGCAGCGCUGCGGGCGGCUGGCGGGCACGGCGGGCGCGCUGGCCGCGCAUGCGCGCCGCGCCGCCGCCGCGCGCGCGCCGCCGCCCGCGCCCGCCGCACGCCCGCACGUGCGCACCGCCAAGACGGCCAGGACGGCUCUGGCGCACUGGGAGAAGGCAUGUGUUCUGGCGCAGAAAUAUUCAUUGAAGGUGUCACCAGUCGAAGAAUCACUCAUGGAAAUGUUACACCCAGAAGGAAACAUUGACACGCAAUGGGUGGAGAACGUGUCGGCGCUGCUCCGCGAGAUGAUAUCGCAGCUGCGGGCCGAGGCGGCGGCGGGCGCGGCGCGCGCGGCCGGGCGCUGGGCGGAGCUGCGCUCGCGGCGCGGGCGCCUGGCGGCCGCCGCGGCCGAGCGCGCCAAGCCCGCCGCGGACCUGCGGGCGCCGCUGCAGCUGCUGCAGCCGCUGCACCACGGCAAUAACCCAGCCGCAGACUACUUAACUCUCGAAAAAACAGUAUCAGAUCUCGUACAAUGCGUGACGGGCGCCACGGAGGAUGAAGCGAGUGUGGCGGCCGCUGCGCAAGCGCUACAGCUGCUUACGAGUGAAGUGCCAAAACUUAACGACAUGCUUCAGGAGUUCCCGGCGGCGUGGGCGGCGGCGGGCGGCGGCCGCAAGCUGGCGCGGCAAACAGCCGUGGCCGCGCCCGGGGCCGCCGGCCGGCACGGCGGCAAUGUGAGCGGAGGUGGAUCACGCAGCGUGACGGGCGCCGGCGUGUGGAAGCGAGUGCGGCUCAAGCUGGAGGGGCGCGACCCCGAGCCCGGGAGGAAGUCCACGCCCACCGACCAGGUGGAAUACAUAAUAUCGGAAGCGACAAGCGCUGAGAACCUGUGCAUGAUGUACGAAGGCUGGAUGUCUUGGGUGUGAGCACGCAGCAGCCGCCCUGCGGUCCCGCCCUCGGCCCCCCGCGGCCCCCGCGGCCCCCCGCGGCCCCCGUGGCCCCGCGUCCCGCGCCUGCGCCGCCCGGCCCGCGCGCCAGGACACGGCAUCUAUGACGACACCCGCGAGUUCGUAAGAGUUCGUAAUAACGGACUGAGUUCGUAACGAACCGCCCUGACGGACCGAGUUCGUCUGAAAGUUCACCGACAGAGGGAUGAAUACAUUCACCGCACCGGCCGCGCGCGGUCGGUGCUAGGAUACGGCAGGAAGUAAGCUAGUUAUUAAUAUUUUACGUUUUUCUUUAUUUUUACAAACGGGCGUCGUAUGUUUGCGGGUCGCUCGGCCUGACCGGUUCAUUAGGCCUUUUACCCGCCUGCAAAAGGAGGGUUAUAUUUUAAGUUCCUUUUUUAUUUCGAAAUUUUAUAUCAAUGAAACGCAGCAUCGCGUCCUCACUUUGGGUCAUAUUUUUGCUUAAACUGGCAUCUACUUACGUACAGAUAAAGACAUUCUUAUUAUUUCGGAACAUCUUAUAUGAAUUGCAUUCAUAUUAUUACAAAUGUAACCAAAAUUUUAAAAACAAUAUUUUAGCAAAAUUAAUCUAUUUUGAGGACGCAAUUAUCACCAUAUUCUAGAUUUAUAACAAGCUUUCAAAAUUAAGUAAUAUUCAUUCGUAUUUACAGGCAAAUAAUUUCUUGAAAACUUUGCCAAAAUUGUUUUAAUUCAACUUUUGACGUAUGAAUACUACCUAAUUUGGAAAGGUUUAGUAGUAAUACAUAUAUAUUCCAUAUUAUCGCUCAAAAAGAACUCUUGUGCUAAGUGACGAUCGAUCAUAUUCUAACAAGUUUAGAAAAUUGGUCUGAAUGUAGGGUUACAUACAAGUAGCACAAAUUCGUUGAGAGUUCGUCCAUACCGGCAGGUCGAGCGCCUAGUGUUAGAAUAUCGUUUCUAUGUAGAAGGCUUACUGUUAUACCUUUGCAGAACAUUGACUUUUCAAACAUGAUAUAAUAAAUACAUUCUCGUGGAAUAUUUAUUUAAAAUACAUUUGGUAACUUUUAAUUCUCAUAGUCGAAUAGAUUUCAGACAUUUUCAUACGAAUAAGCUAACGCAAUCUGUUACCGAUCAUUAUAAUACAUUUUUGUAUUUAAACAGUUUUGUUACUCAGUGUCUGCUAUAGAGAAAAGAACUAUAAAAAUGUCAACAAAAAAUCUUAUUCUAUCAUAAAUGUAACGAGUUAUAUGUUCAUCUAAGGUCAUCUUAAGGUUUGUCUACAUAACCUGAAUGUAAACGUGUUAAAGGUCGUCUAAACCAUCUAUCUCUUCAUUCGAUUAAAUAUAUCGCAUAGAUAUAAAUGCUAAACCGAACUCGUUUUCUGUGAAAAUCCCGUAUGCAUCUUGCGCAUUUAUUCAUAUAUUGAAUUUUCAUACUGCAUUGGAAAGCAGAAAAUUUUGAAGAUAUUUUAUAUUUAUUUUGUAUAAAACUCUAUUCGUCAGGUUGCUACAUGUAAGUAACGGUAUCGAUAAAUCUUUUUUAAAAGCAACUUGACAUAAAUUGACGUUAAUUGUUCUUUAGAACGAUUAGUAUGUGGUAGUAAAUUCUUCGAAAAAUAUUACUUUUGUGACGAAAUUAUACAUUCUACUUAAAAUUACUUUUACUAAGUCCAUAUUCGAUAUUUAUAAUGACAAUUAAGCGAUUUCCACACAAAACGAGUUUACAUUCAUUGGAAACAUUAUAUAUGUACCGCGUUAAUGUACCUUCAUAUUCAUGGGUGUGUGGCGUGUGACAGGAUAGAAAGUAUACCUAUUUGUUAGUGGUGUGCGAGGGACAGCGAAUGUCUACUAAAAACCAGAAAUGGAACCUGUAGAAAAAUACAUUUCAACGUGUACUUAACUAUUUGUUAUACACGGGCUAAAAAGAGGGAAAAAUGGUUAUAAACCGCACUAAAAAUAUGAAAAACUACGCCAUUUUGCGGUAAAAAUAAGAACUAUCUUUUUCUAUAAUAAAACCCGUUCUUUAGACUAAAAUGUGAUCACAGCGCCCUCAUGACAGGUUUUUUUUUUAAAUAUUAUUGACCUGGAUUUAAAAACUAGAUUUUGGCUCAGUUAAUUUGAUGUUAAGCCGUUUGGGAAUUAAUAAAUUCUAAAUUCGUGAGAGCCGUUUACUAAACAUCUAUUAUCUCAUUACUAGACUCAGGAUUCCUCUCAUUCAGCCUCUUUGGAUUUACACUCUUUUUAGCCAUAGUACUUUUUUCAUAAAAUGAAGUGAACAAAACGGGAUUUUAAACGUAUUUUCACUGAAGCAUUCCCGCUUAUUUUCGUAGUUGGUACUUGGUAGUUAGCCUAUAUACUUCUGGUUUCAUAACUCCUGAAAUUGCUAUAGGAUAUAAAUAGAAAUGCCAUGUGUCAUAAGUACCUAUAAAUCAUGUGCAAAUAAGAAAAAAAAUCCUCGGGAAUAGUCGUAUUAUCACAUUAUUUCAUAAUGUAAUAUUUCUUCAAUUCGUAAUCUUAUGUUUCCGAUGUCGGGUUUUCUGAAAAAAAAAAUGUUUUGUCAUUAAUUCUUAAACAUUCGCUGGUAUGUAUGUGUCGCUUCAUAUAGUAUGGUAAUAAUAAAUGGUGUAUGUAUGUCA
This is a messenger RNA of Pectinophora gossypiella (pink bollworm), 12976 nucleotides long. RefSeq names its product serine/threonine-protein kinase SMG1 (gene nonC). Bases 1 to 10341 code for a protein of 3446 amino acids. The transcript has 16 exons. Gene Ontology annotation, molecular function: protein binding; protein serine/threonine kinase activity. Gene Ontology annotation, cellular component: TORC1 complex; nucleus; TORC2 complex. Gene Ontology annotation, biological process: TOR signaling; phosphorylation; negative regulation of macroautophagy. NCBI's taxonomy places the organism in Eukaryota, Metazoa, Arthropoda, Insecta, Lepidoptera, Gelechiidae. The record is from RefSeq and is a predicted model, not a curated record.